Xiphophorus hellerii (green swordtail) is the source of this 4010-nucleotide messenger RNA. RefSeq names its product solute carrier family 39 member 4 (gene slc39a4). The transcript has 12 exons. Gene Ontology annotation, molecular function: monoatomic cation:bicarbonate symporter activity; zinc ion transmembrane transporter activity. Gene Ontology annotation, cellular component: plasma membrane. Gene Ontology annotation, biological process: intracellular monoatomic cation homeostasis; zinc ion import across plasma membrane. The coding region runs from base 785 to 2854 and encodes 689 amino acids. The record is from RefSeq and is a predicted model, not a curated record. Lineage: Eukaryota; Metazoa; Chordata; Actinopteri; Cyprinodontiformes; Poeciliidae.
GUUGCAUCCAACCAACUUGAACAUCAUUGAUACUCGACAAACGUCACUAUUCUGCGCCCUGAUACGCGCAAGCGGGGAGAAAAACAGUUAUGGUGGAAUGUAAUGAGGAUUCAGUUGUCAAAGUUCUGGCUCCAUCUUUAAAAUCGUAAGCUAUGCUCCACCGUUAGCAUCCAUGUUUACUUCUGCAAACACUGAGCACUAAAUCUUCUUUUUAUGGCGGUUGGCAAAACGCUGAGCACACUAUUCUACUGCGCCUGCGGGAUACUUUCAGGCCUAACUGCAGCACCAUUUAGCCCCGUCCUGGGCAAUGUUGCCUAAAUGAUCAAAAAUUGACAAAACUACUCAUAUCACAAAAGUUUAAACAAUAAUAGCUUCUUCCAAAGGUCAUACUACCAUAUUUUAAAGUUUUGGUAGCAAAUGUGCUUUUCCGCGUAUGUAUAAGUUACCAAUUUCCAGUCACUAUUUAUAAGUUGCCCUUUGUAUCCACUAACGUUAUGUAACAUUUUUCCAGAGGUCAUGCUUCAGGUCAUUAUCACUCCAUUUGUUCCAUUAAAAUGCUCAAAUGAAAUUAAAUAUUUUUAUUCCAGAAAGUAAGUGCACACCCGCAACAAGAGAGACCCCAUGUUGCUGAAGAGACCCCCUCUCUAGUCUGCAGGUGUUGUAGGCAACAGGUGCGCCAAACCCCGAGCCACGUCUCAGCCAAUCACAAUCCAGAGUCCAGAUCCGGUGAGAGCAUGGCCGCUUUUCAGGCUUAUAUCUGCGAGCAGAGGCUCCUCACGGCUCAAUGUGCCGCCGCUGCAGCAGCUUUAAACUUGUAUCCCAGGCUGAAGGAAGUUUUAAGAUGAAGUCCGUCGUCCUGCUGCUUCUUUCCCUCUCCUGCUGUCCGGGUUCGGUUGGUUCCGCUUCGGCUGUGGAGGACGCGUACGACGCUGUCGUCAGCGUCGUGUCUCCGGGCCAGCGCUCUCUGACCGGGGAGUCCCUUCGCUCCCUGUUUAAUACCCUGCAGAAUCGUGUGCAGUGCGGCGAGGUGCCGUGUGGAAAGUGUGACCUGGCAGGUUCUGUUCAUCAACUCAUCGGGAAUCACUCUGUCCAUGGGAGGGAAGAAAGCGGAAACGUUGAGGAAAACGUAACGGUCAGCGUGUCUCAGUUCCCGGCUCUCGCUGCAGGCAGCGUCCUGUACCUCUCCUCGCCGGGCUUGGUCUGUACGGCCGUGGGUCAGGGGAAGUGGGCAGAGGAGACGGACCUAUUCCUGCACAAACACACACACUCUGACCACCGCUCACACACUCACAUCGGUGUUGGUGGACUUGAGGGUGUGAUUCAGGACCUGCAGAACCACUAUGAGCCAUCAAAUAAUAAGAGCUGUGUAGCGGCCAGCAGCAUCAUGGAGGAAGUGGACCCGUUGUUUCCAGACCAGAAACAGGAAGUGGGUGCGGUGUUGGGGCGUGUCCUGUACUAUGCCCUGCUUGGUUACUGCUUCAGUGGUCAGUCCCUGCCUGAAGAGAACUUCUUUCUGGAUUAUAUCAUAACCCAACUUGGUUCAGAAAAUUUCACUGUCCAUGAUUUGGAGGUUCUCAUGACGAACCUGAAUAUUGGUUCAGAGGACGACCAUGACCAUAUCGACGACACUGGUCAUCAUCGAAGGAAGCAGAGCGGGCCUAAAAGUAACAGCUGGCAGCAUCACUGUUUCACAGCUGACGAACUGAUCCAGAUCUACAAACUUACUGAGGAAAGUUCUGGCAUGGGUCGAUCUGGCAUUGCAAAGCUCAGUCCUGCUCUGGUCCAGCAGAUCCUGAGUGGAACGUGCUCCAACGUGCCAGAACCAGUGACCCCCGAGGGGCUCUCCACCACUGACAAAUAUCUUUAUGCAACCGUUGCCAAUGUCAUCAUAACCCUCAUUGCCAUGCUUGGCAUCGUGAUGCUGCUGUGUACAUCAUGUACCAACCUUUUCCAGAUGUGUGUCCAGUUCUGCAUCAGCAUGGCUGUCGGUGCUCUGACUGGAGAUGCCCUGCUGCACCUCAUACCAAUGAUUCUUGGUAUACACGUUCACACAGAGGACGGUAGUGACUCUCAUCAGCUUUCAAACGACGAUCACGUAGAAACCCCAGACUACAAGUACAAAAUGCUGACGGUGGUUGGAGGGGUCUAUGUAUUUUACCUGAUGGAAACCAUCUUCUCAAUGGUCACGAAUGAAACUGAACACCAUCAUGAUAAGGGGGACGAAUCAAACCCUCACCACUGCGAUCAUGUUGGGGUUUUAGAGAUGUACCAACAGGAAAAGAAACAAAAAGAGAAGUCUCAGUCUGCAUCCAAGGCAGAUCUGAUUGAUGAUGAUGAAGACAAAGAAGAAAAGUAUGAUUCAGAGCAGAAAAAGCAGAGAAGAGAAAAGCGCCUGCUGCCUUACAUGAUAACCAUUGGUGACGGGAUACACAACUUUGCAGACGGAUUAGCGAUAGGCGCUGCUUUCUCCAUGUCAUGGAAGUCCGGUCUGGCCACAUCAGUGGCGGUGCUCUGCCACGAACUCCCUCAUGAACUCGGGGAUUUUGCCAUCCUGCUCCACAGCGGCUUGUCUGUCCAAAAGGCGAUGCUUUUAAACGUGGGCAGCGCCCUGACCUCUUUUAUAGGCCUGUAUAUCUCUCUGUCUAUAGCCACUGACCUUGCAACCCAGCAGUGGAUAGGUGCAAUAGCUGCAGGGCUCUUUCUCUAUAUUGGACUGGCUGAUAUGCUCCCAACGUUGGUCCACGUCAGCAGCAAGAGGCCGUGGCAGACGUUUCUGCUGCAGAACGCCGGCAUUCUAACCGGCUGGAUUAUGCUGCUGCUGCUGUCACUUUACGAGGACAAGAUUAGCUUUUAAUAGUUUUAAUUCUAUUAAACAAGCCUUUCCUAAUGGCUCAUCUUUUCCCUGGAAACAUUGUAAACCCUUUAAACGAAAAAAAUCUAAAUUAAUGUUUGAGUAUUUCCUCAAAGUUGUCUAAAUGUAAAUUUAAAGCGCCCCCAGAAAGUCUUGUCCCUGAGUUAGUUUAGCUCUUUACAUCCUUUACUGCAGUCCUUUGGGUACUCUGGAUCCUCUGCAUAUCUUGUCCUACGACUGUAACGAUAUUUUGGAUCUUGAAUGCAUUAAUCAUCUCUGAUUGCACAUGCAGAGACAUGCACACAGAACACUGUAAAGUAAUGUCACUGUGCAAACUGAGCUGUUCGCUCUAUUGAAACCGCUCUCACAUGCAACAUUAUGCAAUCUAAUAAAAUACAGAUAAGAGUUUUUUAUCCAGUAUAACAGACACUGAUUAUGGAGAAGAAACCUCCCUUAUUUAUAGGAGGAUUCCACAGAUUGCAAGGAAAUAAAAAAGCGUACUAGCCAUGAUGCACAUGUUGUAUCAAAUAGAAAGAGCUAAAUACUGAUGUGCUUCAAAUGAAAUGAGGUUUAAUAAAUUUAAAACUUGGAGAUCAUACACAGGGAAGUCCCAAUAUGGAGUAAAUAAAAAACUUGAAUCCAAAUACCAAAUGAAAGGUUGUGUGGCCAUGUGAACACUCCAUUGAAACUACCAUAACAUGGAACAGACUGGAGAUGUUUUUUCAGAGUUUUUAUCAAAUAAAAUGUUACUGAACUCUAUCAAAUGUGACCGAAUACGAUUUACACUCAUUUUUAAAAUACAAAAUAUUUAAAUGAAUAUAAAUGUCUUUUGAUGCUGUUUUUUUUUUUUUGUCUUUGCUGCUUAAUUUAUGUUUUCCUAACUUUUCAGUGGCACAUUUUGAUGUACUUUUCUUUGCUAAAUGGCUGCUGACAAAGACACUGACUUUGCUUUGGAUUUUCUGUUUUUAUCCAAAGCCAAUUAUUGUUUCUGUAGCUUUUUUUUUUUUUACAUGAAUAAGUUAAUUAUUUUUAUGAACAAAUGAUGAACAUAUAUGUGUUUGUUAAUGGGAAAAUUAUGUAUCUUUUUGUAUACCACUUUCUUUCUCUGUAACGAACAGACGAACCACUGGUGCUAUACGAAUAAACUGAUCUGAAUUGA